This is a messenger RNA of Aureobasidium subglaciale EXF-2481, 1059 nucleotides long. RefSeq names its product glycoside hydrolase family 16 protein. Gene Ontology annotation, biological process: glucan catabolic process. The transcript has 3 exons. The record is from RefSeq and is a predicted model, not a curated record. The coding region runs from base 1 to 999 and encodes 332 amino acids. Lineage: Eukaryota; Fungi; Ascomycota; Dothideomycetes; Dothideales; Saccotheciaceae. Gene Ontology annotation, molecular function: hydrolase activity, hydrolyzing O-glycosyl compounds.
AUGCGCUCAUCACUCCCUCUGGGCAGUUUGCUCCUCGCCGGCCUGGUGUCGGCUACCAACUACAAACUCGUCAAGGACUUCUCGGGCAACAACUUCUACAACCAGUUCGACUUCUUCACCGGCGCCGAUCCCACCCAGGGCUUCGUUAACUACGUAUCGCAUGAUCACGCUGUCGAGUACGGUCUCAUCUGGAACAAGAGUAUUCCUACUUGGGGCGUCGACGCCUACACCCACCUGGACCCCAGCGGUUCCAAUGGCGGUCGCACUUCUGUGCGCAUGACCAGCAAGGACAGCUUCACUCAUGGUCUCUUCAUCGCCGACAUCCAGCACAUGCCACAGAGCUCAUGCGGUGUUUGGCCUGCUUUCUGGACUUUCGGUCAGUCUGGCAACUGGCCUGAGUCCGGCGAGAUCGACAUCAUCGAGUUUGCCAAUCUCGGUCAACAGAACAAGGUCUCUGGCCACACCAUGCCUGGCUGUUCCAUCUCUGAAUCCAAGGCUCUGACUGCUCGGUAUUCUGCUGGUGACGGCGCUGGUUGCGCUUUCCUUUCUCCUUCGAGCUCCACCGCUGGCUCCGGCUUCAAUAAGAUUGGCGGUGGCGUCUACGCCAUGGAGUGGACCUCCCAGCACAUCAACGUCUGGUUCUUCCCCCGCAACAACAUCCCCUCGUCUAUUAGAAACGGCAAGCCCGACGUCAGCAAGUUCGGUCAGCCCAUGGCCAACUUCCGCGGUUGUGAUCUCGACAAGUACUUCUACAACCACGCCAUUGUCUUCGACACUACCUUCUGCGGUACCUGGGCUGGCGAGACCUUCUACGGUGACGGCUGCUCUGCUUCAUCAUGCGUCGACUUUGUCGCCAACAACCCUUCUUCCUUCAAGGAUGCCUACUGGGCUGUCAACUACGUCCACGUGUACCAGCAGAGUGGUUCUUCGAAGGCCAAGCGCGACUUCAUCCGCCUUCACGCCAAGCAGACUCGCAACCACAACCACCUUCUCGUCUAAGAGCCCUUUGUCACCAGGUUGGCAAGCUCGAUCAUUGCUUUUCUUCUUCUUCCAACCCAG